Truncatella angustata is the source of this 5088-nucleotide messenger RNA. RefSeq lists its product as uncharacterized. Gene Ontology annotation, molecular function: monoacylglycerol lipase activity; zinc ion binding. The transcript is spliced from 5 exons. The coding region runs from base 1 to 5088 and encodes 1695 amino acids. Lineage: Eukaryota; Fungi; Ascomycota; Sordariomycetes; Amphisphaeriales; Sporocadaceae. The record is from RefSeq and is a predicted model, not a curated record.
AUGAAGCGUGUUUUCAAAGUCUCCAUCAAAGACCCUCAACAUAUGCCGCCUACAUGCUGCACGGAAGAUCCCAUUCCAGUGAAGCAUGUGGAUCGGCUCUUCGACACAAGUUUCAAGAAGAUGUGGAAUAAGAAAUUUGCUGAGUACUCGACACGCAAUCGCAUCUAUUGCCCAUCGAGGAGAUGCGGCGAAUGGAUUAAGCCUAAUCGCAUCAAAAAGCUGAGGGAUGGUCGGAAGAUUGCUGAGUGCGGCCGCUGCCAGCAAGAAGUGUGCUGUGCCUGCAACGGAAAGUGGCAUCGAGCAAAAGACUGCCCCGGAGAUACGGCAACGAAUGAGAUCUUGGAGCAGGCCAAGGAAUUCGGGUGGCAGCGCUGCUAUGGUUGCAAGGAAAUGGUUGAACUAAAGGAAGGAUGCAACCACAUGACAUGCCGCUGCGGCACAGAGUUUUGUAUGAUAUGUGGGGCGAAAUGGAAGAGCUGUGAAUGUCCUUGGUUCAAUUACGAAACUGUCGACAGCGAUCAGCUCGGGCACAUGAACAGUCCAACCCACAGCCGUACAGAACGUGAUCGGCAGCCGACUCGCGAGAGCCGCGGUCACAGCAGGCGAGAACGAACCCCCAGGGCGUAUGACGAUGAACUUAGCUUGCGGCGGGUCCAGGAACGACGUGACGAAGAAUAUGCUAGACAGCUACAGUACGAAGAUGACGACGACGAUAAUGAUGACGACGACGACGACGACGAUGACGAUUUUACUGAGAGGUAUGGUGACAUCGUUGGCGUCGGGAAUUCGGCGGGCCAUUUCAUGAAUGAUGACUACAGAAGAGCACCACGAGUUAUACCAGCGGCGCCUUCACCACCGAUGCAGGCGGUGGACAGAGCCAAUGCUGGUGAUUAUGUGACGGGCGUCAAUAAAGCACGAGGUGUACGUGCAAGUUCCAUGGAGAGACGACUGGCCGAUAGGUUUUCAGAUACCCGACAUGGAACGAGUCCUACGCACCGAUCUGGCAUGAGUUCUCCGCCGCCUCCUCCGCCAAUGAGCGCUCCAUUCAUGAUGCCGCCGCGUGCACAUACGAUGGACGAAGACAUGAUGUAUGGCAGCCCGGAUAUGUAUAGUAGUCCACCAAGGUCAAGACUAUCCGAACGGAUCGCUCCUGGACGUGGUCGGGCUGAUUACGAAGCUGAGCCCACCUCGUACACAUACACAGUCCCUAGACAGCGCAGAGAGCGAGAACGAGAGCGAGAACGGGACCCUCCCAAAGACUCUGCUCUUGCCGGGCUCACAGGGCCAGGAAGUGGGAUGAACCGUGUUCAUGAAGUCGUAUUUCCGCCAAGUGAGAGUGAUUCGUCACACCUCCAAACGAAGGGUCUGAGUCAUGGUUUUGGCUCUGGGUUACGUCUAACGAGUUAUUAUGAUUUAUGGUUCUCUUCUGGUUCUGGGUUGAUUUUGCGAAAUAUGAUGACUGACCUCAGGGACCGACGUCAUCUUAAUCGAGUACAAUCAUCCCGCCGCGCAAUCCAGAGAUCCCUGUCAAGGCCUCUCAGUCCCCCAGAGGAAGUGUCAGGCGAAGCAGACAUGCUGCUCUUACACCAGGUCGGCUCCGUCAAGAUCGGCGAAGUCGUGCGCUACACAGUCACCUACACACCGUCACACGACCGCAUCUUGCCCUCGCCUUCGGCCCUACACCUGCGCAUUCGCAACACCUCAGCCAUCGCCCUUCGUGCCGCCUUCGUUCACGGUCCUUACAGUCUCGACGUCGCCGCUUACCCUGCUAAUUACGACCCGAACGAGAAGUUUGCCGACCCCCGCAAGUAUGGCGUGCCCGAGUUCGAGCCCAUGCUGAAAGCUGGCGGCUCUUGGACCUGCCAGUUGGUAGUACCCGAGGAUAUAAGAGAAAGCGCAGGGUUAGGGGCCUCAACAGGCCACUUUGGAAGUGGGCAGGAAUGGGAGGAGCACAACAGCGUGACCUGGGUUGUCGAGGUGGCGAGCCAGGUCAUCUUCUCCAAUUCUGCCGCAGUAGGGUACGAGGUUCUGCUUGCGCGCGAUGAGAAGAGUCUACAACUGGGCAACAGCAGUACUCCUGUCCUGGGCGGCAACCAGGCGCAAGUCCCACAGCCCGGAAGAGUCAGCGAUCAUCAACAAUCUAGGGGAGCCAAAGACGGGCAUCAUCCGGCGCAAAUGAAGGGCAUCUUCUCGCGCGCUGUCACGCUCAAAGUCGAAGACACGGCGAGUUUAUGGAACACACCAAAAUUGCCCGGCUGGGAUGAGUGGGAGCAUAAGAAUUAUGGCAAGGGAGGACCAACGUCAACGGAAGCCGCGGGGCCACCGAAAAAUGCGGAUGAGGAUCGGUUGAAGAAGGCAAAAGAGGCCGAUCAGGUCAAAAGCGGCAAGAAGAAACCUGCGAAAGUCCAUCUUGUCGUCCUUACGCAUGGGCUGCAUAGUAAUUUGGGUGCUGAUAUGUUGUAUAUGAAGGAAAUGAUUGAUGCAACAGCGAGACAGGCUCAAGUCGACUCAAAAGAGAGGAGGAGGAAAGAGAAGGCAGGGCGGACAGCGAAAACCAGCGACAGUCCGGCUCAUGGACCUGAGGACCAGCAUGCGGAUAGAGGUCUAGGGCCGGAAAUAUCGCACGAAGAGGAAGAAGAAUAUGACGAUGAAGAGGUUAUCGUCAGGGGCUUUUCAGGAAAUGCUACACGUACAGAAAGGGGUAUCAAAUUUCUGGGCAAGCGAUUGGCACGAUUCGUCCUCUCGAUGACAUAUCCCGACCAACCAUUCUUACCUACCGUCAAGACGGCGGCAGAAAGUUUAGCCAGUGCUUUCAAGACCGAGUCGGACAGGGACAAAGGGGACAAGCCAGCGCAUAAGCACAGUACAAUACAUCUGCCGAAGCAUCACGAACCAGAUCGAGCAUUUCAGAUUACUAGUAUAAGCUUUAUUGGGCACUCCUUGGGCGGUCUUGUACAAACCUAUGCGAUAGCAUACAUACAGAAACACUCGCCUCAGUUUUUCGACCUCAUCCGGCCAAUUAACUUCAUCACGCUUGCUUCCCCACUGCUUGGUCUCAGCAAUGAAAACCCGCUCUACGUCAAGUUCGCUCUGGACUUUGGACUGGUGGGCAGGACGGGUCAGGAUCUCGGUCUCACGUGGAGAGCUCCCACAAUGGUCAGAAGCGGAUGGGGCGCCCUCGUCAGUACUUUGGGUGAAAGCGCACAUAAAAAGGUAAUGGGAGAGGUUCAGCCUGAGUCUAAACCUCUCCUAAGAAUUCUACCCACAGGGCCAGCACAUGUGGCGCUAAAGAGGUUCAGGAACCGGACCUUGUACUCGAACGUAGUAAACGAUGGCAUUGUACCCCUGCGUACCAGUUGUCUGCUUUUUUUGGAUUGGCAAGGACUUGGGCGAGUUGAGAAGGCCCGGCGUGAGGCAGGCCUGAUGGAGUCUAUAAUUGGAGCCGGAUGGGCUGAGCUGACAGGCGCGAAUGUCACCUCUCCUCGCAAAGGUCAGUGGAUGCCCGACGAAGUCGACCAUGCGCCAGCUCUGCAGGUCCCGCCAUCGCAGACAGCGAACACGUCUGGGGCAAAUACUCCUCCCGAGCAUGCUACAGAGGUACCUCAGCCUGCUGAGAACGCGACCAUUGAGGACGAUAGACAAAGCCUCAACCUUGCGAGUCCUUAUCAGGAGAUUUCUCAGCCACCUCCGUCGACUGCUGAAACACAGGGUUAUGCAGGGACGUUGUCGGGCUUCUUCAAUUACUUUAAACCAAAAGAGGCGUCACCAUCCCCUGCAACGAAGUCUCCACGUCCCAGCUCAUCCAAAGACUCAAAAGUCUUCAAGCGCAGCCAGACUCUCAAACUAGAGACCGAAUCAGUCAAUUCUAGCAAGUCAAAAGCCUCAACAGGAAAUGACUUGGAGGCUGGUCAGCAGAUUGGCAUGACUGCCCCUCCUCGUACUACCUUCUUCGAGUCGGCUGGUGACAUAUUAAAUCCCAAGCUGCCGCCUAUGGAGUACCUUCUUGAUCCGUCGAAACGCCCCCGUACAAUCUUUCAUGAUCGGGUUUACCACCCUUCGGACAUCCCUUCUCCGCCUCUCAAGAAACGGCCCACAGGAACGCUGGCAAUGCGUAAGAAGUCUUCUUCGCGGAUUGUAUCGUCGUCAAAAACCAAAUCGUCCAAUCAAAUCGAGCGAAAUGACAGCUCAUCCUCCUCACCAUAUCCGACGCCGAAUCCCGGUGUUGCCCAUCAGGAUUCUACUCUCUCAACUCGGGACUACGACGACCUCCUGCAUACAAGUCCUGAUCAUGAUCCCAACCAAAUCAUCGAUAGUUCGAACAUGAGUGUAGAAGAAAAGAUAGCUCGAGCUUACCACAAAGGUUUAAGCUGGCGAAAGGUGCUUGUUAAACUUGAACCGGAUGCACACAAUAAUAUCAUAGUCCGCCGCAAGUUCGCCAAUGCUCAUGGCUGGCCCGUGGUGAAGCAUCUGGUCGAUGCCCACUUUAGUGAUGCCGCUGCCGCGCGGAUACCAGACGACAAGGAGCACAGCGAAGAGCGUGCAAAGCCAAUGCAUAAGGAUGCUGACAAGACAGGCGCUGAGACCAAUACACAAACGCAACCACAGGAUCGUACCAAGAUCGAUGAUGAUGCUUCUCGAACAACAGGAGAUGAUAAGGUGCCCAAUAUCCUGCACCAGCCGCGCGAUCCUGUAUACACACCUUCGGAAGCUCGUGAAGCUGAAGACGCCGUAUCUGAACUGCCGAACCCCAGUGCGCCAUCCUUGCACAGCGCUAUAUCGUAUGAGCCCCAAGGCUCCCCGGGGUCUCCUCCCCGUCCGAGCUAUGAUAGGCUUGAUUCCAUGACGUGGAGCGAUCGAGACUGGGCCGACAGUGGGGACGAGAGUGAAGAUAUGGAUCAACAAUCCUCCUUCGGUAGUAAAGAGAUGUCAAACGAAGAUAAGGGCAAGGAGAUCCAAAGAUCUAGGAGUCCGGCAUGGAAUUGGACCGAAAAGAUUGUGGGCAAAGGGCCUAUCAAAGCAAAACAGAACCCGGACCAAGUUGAUACCAACAAUCUGGUCGCAGAAGGGGACACUACGCCACGGCCAUAA